AUGGCGUCACUGCUACUCGAGCAGCAGGAGAAGCUGCGGCGGCACGUCGACGAGUGGCGCUUCCGCUCCCGCGCCGCCCUCUCCGAACUCAGCUCCGGCUCCGGACCACCCUCCCCAGCUCCCUCCGUGCCCUCCGGUCCCGUCAGGCUCUGCGUGGCCCCCGCCGACCCCGCGGGGGCUGGCGCCGCGUCCUUACUUCUGACCCCCGCGGCGGCCGAUGACAACGUCGCGGUCGCCAAGUUCGUCGCCGUGCUGUCGCACUCCUGCAUCGAGAUAUCACGCCUUUCUGAUGCGGCUUCAAAGGGUCUCUACCGGCAACUGCUCCUCUUUGGGCACUGCGCAGGGGGUUCUGGUGAGGCACUUCUGGAGGGGGAGCCACAGAAGAUGUUUGCCCACUCAAUUCCGUUGUUGCUCGAGCUGUAUGAGAUUGUCAAUGGGCUGAUAGUGAUUCUUGGGAAUCUGCUGCGGCAACUUGAUGUGAUCUGCUCAGUGUGGGACAAGAAUGUUCGACCAUUGAAUUCAUUCAGAAGUUUUGAUUUGAGGACAGUGUUUGCAUUGCUUGGUGAGGGGCUUUCAGUGUUCCUAUUAUUGGAUGAAAUCUUGAGGCACAACGGCAAUGUCAGAAGCCACUUAUCAUUGUUCUCAAGGAUGAUGAGUAAAGUGAAAUCAGAGGUCGAUGUAUUUGGUAUGUCUGUUGAGGAUAUAGAUUUCCUUGAUCAAGUAGUCCACAACUUGCAGAAGAUUUUUGACAGUGGCUUCUUCCAUCGACUGGUGCUAGUAGAUUCACCUUUGUGUUCUUCAAUAGACCUUGUUAGGUCCAACAAGAAACUUCUAGAUGCAUUUUAUUCUUGCUUUGCUGAGAGCAGUUCUGAAAUCAUUCUACGUGUUGGAUCUUCGAAGGAACUCCCAUCUGAUCGGAAGACUAUACUCCAUCUUCUAGCUCUUCUUUUAUUCUUCAUAUCGGCAACUGAUGAAACUCCUGACAAGAAAUCCAUGAAACUACUAAUGGAGAUAUUGCAGAUGGUUCCAGUGGUCUAUAUUGAAGGUGGAAAGUGCAUCAUGCUAUCUGAUUUAAUGAGGUGUUAUUGCCCUCCAGCACUAUCUUUGCUGCCUCCCAUUAAGGAAGCCUGUGAAGCUUUUGGAAUCAUGAAGAGUAACUAUUUGGCGCAUUUAAAUGAAGUACACUCAAGGGAUAUUGAAGCCAUAAACGAUUCACUGUCUUGUUGGUCUGUUUCAUUCCAGUCAGCUGUUCAUCCAUCGUCGCAGAUGUUGACUGAAGAAUGGGUUCGGCAUCUCCAGAAGCAAAUUUUGCAGGGAGUACUGCUUGCAGAUAGAAUACAUAUGCUUGUUCAGUCUGUGCUCGACCUACAUACACAUCUUAAGGUUCCACUGAGACGGGAGAAAGCCAAGUCUCUUUGUCAAAUGAUUGUGGCUCUGAAGUCCAUAGGAGACUUGUUCAACACAAGAGGGCCCAGCAUAAUACGUAGUCUUCCUCACAUCAUCAAUAUCAUUCAAUCAGAUAUUGAACAGCUCAUACUACCAUUGAAGGAUAAACUGCAAACUGAAAUUGCCAAGGCAGAUCAAGUGAGCAAAACAGGUUUUCUUAGCUUGUUGAGACGUGAGUUGGAGACAAAGCUUCUUGAUUCACUGUCAUUGGUAUUGAUAUCCUUGCAAUUGCUUGAAGGAGGUGGAAGUUCUUCGAGGCAGCUGACACUUUCUAUUACCAUGGAUAUUCUACACAGUCUGGGUCACUUGGAUGUUGAAUUGGGUAGAGUGAGGAAGCUUAUAUUGAAGUUCAGAAUUCUUUCAAAUUGCCAGUCCCUGAUUGAUGAAAGAACAAACUGUAGCUUCUUGUACUGGAGAAAGGAGAUGCUUUCAAUUUGGUUAUCCAUGGUAUAUGGAGAUGCUUGCAAAUUGUCUUGGAUACAAAACAUCAUUGAUUCAUUUUCUGAUGGAACAUUGCUCCUUGGGCUUGGGAAUGUGGGCCCAGUUGCUCUUCGGAGUUAUGAGGAAGACAUUGAGAAUGCUUUGAGGGAGGAGGUGGUUGCUCCACUGUGCAGGGACAUUGAGACUGAUCUCCGACUUCAUGUUCAUUCUACUCAUUUGAAAGGAGCAGUUGAUGUGAACCCAACAAAGACUGGGGUUCGUAAUCUUUCAUGGUACUUACGAAUGAGGCCCUUGAGGUUACCUGUCAAGUUUGUUGAUGUUAAAUUGCUAGUGGAAAAUCAUCUAAAUUCUGCGUUCUAUACGUACUCUGUGAUGCCUAAUUAUGAUGACAAGAUGUUUAUUGAGAAUGAUCUGGAUGGCCAAGGCCGAAAAAAUUUAAGAGUUUUCUGUGUUGAACACAUUGCAUCAUCAACAGCGAUGUGCAGUUUGCAGCAAAUUUCUGCAGCUUUGGACUCCAUUUUGAUGUUUUUAGACAGGAUGGUUUCAGAUCUGGAUGUGUUGCUUCAAAGCAACGCCGACCUCCAUAUGUUAAAGGAUUUAAAACAGUUAGAGAACACUAGGGUAUCCAGUGCACACCCUGCUAUCCAAGGAGAGCUGAAAGUUACCAUAGGGAAGCAUGGAAUUGGAGACCAUACUCUGGGUUUCCUUGAACAAGUACAAGCUGUGGUGUAUAGAAUAGGAAAUGCAGUAGGCCUGAUGAGAAUGCUUGCUGCUGGUUGUACCCGUUAUUCCAACAGCAUCUCAAGAUAUGCAAGAAUGUCCAACUAUGACUUGAGCUACUCGACAAGUUGCAAGAUAGUGGGUUGGGAUUAUGACAUUGCUGAAACUGGGAAGAUACUGGAUAUGGAGGCAAGAAACGAGGAAGCACUGGAUAAGAGGAUUCAAACCUUUCUAAGGUUGGUUACCUACAUUAGACAGAAGAUUCUGAGCAAUGAGCUUAAAGCAAUGGAUGACUUUUUCCAAAUUGUUCCAUUGCUCAUUGCCAACAUGGUGGACAAUAGGGUGCUUCUCAAGGAUAAACUAUUGAGACGAGGGCAUGAAGCCAAGAACACCAUUCAUACCUAUGAUAGUUUCCUAUUAGGGGUUGCUUUUAUCCUCAAGGUAUUGGAACAAGAAAACCAUUUUGAUGAACUCAAUUGGUUUGCUUCCACAAAAACAAAAUUUGAGGGAGAGUCAGAAAACAAGGCCAACAAAAUAGAUGCAAGCACAGAUAGGUCUGCUUUCACCAAUCUGAAACUUUGGCGUGCAACUCCAUCAGUUGGAACAGAACAUCAUAAGGAACACUGUCAUGAGCACAACGCAGAGAUGGGUCGUUCAUUUGUAUUGUAUGCAUUUGGAACAUGUAAAUUCAGAAUCCAUGAGCCUGAAUUGUAUCCAAGUCUCAUUUGGAUGAUUCGAAUUUUGACUGAUUUCUCAGAAAUUGAAUGGUUCGGUUCUCUUUGA
Molecule: messenger RNA, 3390 nt
Organism: Miscanthus lutarioriparius
Lineage: Eukaryota; Viridiplantae; Streptophyta; Magnoliopsida; Poales; Poaceae
Source: the annotation of a GenBank genome assembly